CAGACUUUCAACCAUCACAAACUAUGAAACUCUUCUCAUCAGAAGAAAAGUACUGAAAGAAAGAAAAUUGAAGAAGUUGACUGUUAUUUAGGUAAACAUGCCUACCGAUGAGAUUACGAAAAUGGAAGAAGGUGGACUUAAGCCCGAAAGGGAGUCUGGGUUUUGCGGUUCUCCUGAGGUAGUUCAAGUCAUACAAAAGGUAAUAGCAGAGGUUAUAGGGACAUACUUCUUGGUAUUUGCAGGGUGUUGUUCUGUGAUUCUAAACAAAGUGGAAGGAAGUAAAGGGACAAUAACGUUUCCAGGAAUUUGUGUGGUAUGGGGUCUAACAGUAAUGAUCUUGGUUUAUUCUCUUGGUCAUAUAUCUGGUGGCCAUUUCAAUCCAGCUGUUACUGUCAGCUUUGCAAUCUAUCGUCAUUUCCCUCUGAAACAGGUACCUCUGUAUCUUAUAGCGCAGGUGCUAGGAUCCAUCCUUGCUAGUGGGACAUUGUUCCUUCUAUUUGAUCUUGAUGAGAAUUCUUAUUUUGGAACAACACCAGCAGGAUCUCAUAUCCAGUCUCUAGUAUUCGAGAUCCUAACAUCAUUUCUCUUGAUGUUUGUUGUAUCAGCAGUUGCCACUGACAAUAGAGCAAUUGGAGAAUUGGCAGGGAUUGCUGUUGGCAUGACAGUCUUAGUAGACGUCUUCGUUGCUGGGCCUGUGUCAGGAGCAUCUAUGAACCCAGCCAGAAGCAUUGGACCUGCUUUGGUGAUGCACAUUUAUAAAGGAUUUUGGAUUUACAUAGUUGGACCCUUUCUUGGUGCCAUAUUAGGUGCCUCAGCUUAUAACCUUAUUAGAUUUACUGAUAAGCCUCUAAGAGAAAUCAGCCAAAGCUCAAGUUUCCUCAAAAGCGUAUCUAGAGGUGUUCGCUAGACGCAGGCCAUCAUUUUAAAUCACUUUUAGAUGUUAACUGCUUGACUACAAUAAGGCGAUGUCUCGAACCAAUACCGAGUGUAAAAUUAGAAUUUUAUUUUUAGAAUUUGUAUGUAAUUAUAUACAUCUUUCAAUUUGUACAACCUUUCAAAAUAUAAAGAAUAUGAUCUUUUUGAAGAAGGAUGGUGAAUAAGCAUGAU
Lotus japonicus is the source of this 1107-nucleotide messenger RNA. Its product is annotated as probable aquaporin NIP-type. Gene Ontology annotation, cellular component: membrane. Gene Ontology annotation, biological process: transmembrane transport. The coding region runs from base 98 to 907 and encodes 269 amino acids. Gene Ontology annotation, molecular function: channel activity. The transcript is spliced from 5 exons. The record is from RefSeq and is a predicted model, not a curated record. Lineage: Eukaryota; Viridiplantae; Streptophyta; Magnoliopsida; Fabales; Fabaceae.